Armigeres subalbatus is the source of this 674-nucleotide messenger RNA. RefSeq names its product signal recognition particle 19 kDa protein (gene Srp19). Lineage: Eukaryota; Metazoa; Arthropoda; Insecta; Diptera; Culicidae. Gene Ontology annotation, cellular component: signal recognition particle, endoplasmic reticulum targeting. Gene Ontology annotation, molecular function: 7S RNA binding. The transcript has 2 exons. The record is from RefSeq and is a predicted model, not a curated record. The coding region runs from base 125 to 601 and encodes 158 amino acids. Gene Ontology annotation, biological process: SRP-dependent cotranslational protein targeting to membrane, signal sequence recognition; SRP-dependent cotranslational protein targeting to membrane.
GACAGUUAAGCUCAAACGUGUCAGAAAAUUUUGUUUUCGUUUCGCACUACAUCAGAACAGUAUCCUCUUAGAAAUUAAAUUGUGCUGUAAAAGUUGAGAAUAAAUCCGUAAACUAUUGUGCACGAUGGCAGCCGCACCUGCUCCGAUGCGUCCGUGGAAUCCGGCAUUCCAGCACGCUGACCGGGAACGGUGGGUCUGCAUCUAUCCGGCGUACAUCAACAAGAAGAAAACUCGCCAGGAGGGUCGCCGUAUCGCGAAGGACCAGUGCGUCGAUAAUCCGUCCUUCCAGGAGAUCCGGGACGUGAUGCAUUCGCUGAACCUGAACGUCAUCGUCGAGAAUAAGCAGUACUCGCGGGAGAAGAGCAAGGAACUGGCUUAUCGCGGCCGGAUUCGUGUUCAGCUGCGAAACAACGACGGUAGUCCUAUCCUGAAGGACUACCCAAGCCGUGACAGUUUAUUGUUCUUUUUGGGUAAGAUGAUUCCGCAGCUGAAAACUCGUCAGGGUAAACCGGCCGAACCACAAGCGCAGGCUGGCAGUUCCGGUGGAGGUGGCGGAGGUGGAGGACAGUCGCACAAGAAAGGUAAGGGAAAGCGACGGUAGGGCGGUUCAGUUGUUUGUUUCGAUGUGCUUUGGGUAUUUAAAAUAUGUGCAAAUGCAGUUCGGUUUUCUUGGA